AUGUCAGCGGCGGAGGUUAUUCUAUUGGCAAGAGUAGUCCUUAAUCAAUGGAGAAAUGCUCAACAAAGGAGAAUGGGGUCUUUACUUGUUCCUACGGGUUCAAGAAUGGACUUAGAGCAUUGGGUGAAAUCGGUUAUGAGAAAGAUUAAGGUUAAUGUCGAUGGUGCAAUCUUUGCAAAUGAUAGUCGAUUUGGAGCGGCAGGGGUGGCCCGGGAUCAUCAGGGUCGAUUCAUUGAAGGCUUCACAGUUUCGCGAGAGGGGUGUGUGGAUUCGGCUAUGGCCGAAUUGGUAGGGGUUAAGGAGGCUUUGAGUUGGAUAAAGAGGAAACAAUGGGGAUCGGUUGUGGUUGAAACCGAUUCUUUGGUUGUUGUUCAGGCAAUCCAAAGCAUGGUGAAUAUUCCUUCUCCUUUUGGCCUUCAAGUGGCGGCUUGUCGUUCUCUUAUGGCCGAUUUGUCGUUAGUCACAAUUAAUUUUGUUAAACGUUCUGUAAAUAAAGCUGCACAUUGUCUUGCUCGUAGCUCUUGUUUGUAUCCAGAUCGUAUUUUUAGUGAGGAUAAUGUUCCCGCUGAUCUUCUUUCUAUUGUAAUGGUUGAAUCUUCUUAUUAA
This is a messenger RNA of Cannabis sativa, 606 nucleotides long. RefSeq lists its product as uncharacterized. Bases 1 to 606 code for a protein of 201 amino acids. NCBI's taxonomy places the organism in Eukaryota, Viridiplantae, Streptophyta, Magnoliopsida, Rosales, Cannabaceae. Gene Ontology annotation, molecular function: nucleic acid binding; RNA-DNA hybrid ribonuclease activity. The transcript has a single exon. The record is from RefSeq and is a predicted model, not a curated record.